AUGUCACAUCUAACAAUAAGAUCAACUAUAGCACUUAGCAAUGGUGUAGCCAUGCCCCUCUUUGGAUUGGGCACAUACCAGGUGAUGGUCGCAGACAUCAAGAAGACAUUGUUAAGUGCAUUGGAUACAGGUUAUAUUGCAAUUGAUACAGCAUCAAGUUAUAGAAAUGAAGAGGCCAUUGGUAAUGUACUCAAGGAGUUGUUUAGUUCUGGCCGUGUAAAGCGUGAGGAUCUGUUCAUCACGACAAAGGCAUCGACUUCAGAGCAUGGCUAUGAGAAGGCUAUGGCAGGAUGUGAGGGCUCACUCAAACGUUUGGGACUGGACUAUCUGGACCUCUACUUGAUUCACUGGCCUGGUGUGGCGGGCAAUCAGCCAUCUGCACCGAUCAACUCUACAAUCCGCGCAGAGACAUGGCGUGCAUUCGAGACACUCUACGAGCAGAAGAAGUGCCGAUCGAUUGGUGUGAGCAACUACACCGUGGCACAUCUCGAGGAGUUGUUCAAACAUUGCAAGGUCAAGCCACAUGUCAACCAAGUUGAGUUCCAUCCAUUCCUCUACAACAAAGACUUGUUGGCCUUUUGUCAAGGCAAUGGUAUUGCCUUGGAAGCAUACUCAUCAUUAGUUCGUGCUGAUAAGGAUUCGUUCCAGGACAAGGUGUUGACAGGCAUUGCUACGACAUUGAACAAGACACCAGCACAGGUAUUGUUGCGAUGGGCCAUUCAAAAGAAUGUUAUUGUCAUUCCAAAGUCAAUCAAGGAAGAGAGGAUAAAGGAGAAUGCCAACAUCUUUGACUUUGUCAUCUCGGACCAAGACAUGUUAGCACUUGACGGCCUCAACUGUGAUCGUCGUAUCUGUUGGAAUCCUUAUACAGUGGCUUAA
Molecule: messenger RNA, 879 nt
Organism: Acytostelium subglobosum LB1
Lineage: Eukaryota; Evosea; Eumycetozoa; Acytosteliales; Acytosteliaceae
Exons: 3
Coding region: 1-879 (292 amino acids)
Molecular function (GO): oxidoreductase activity
Source: RefSeq, a predicted model, not a curated record